This is a messenger RNA of Solanum pennellii, 889 nucleotides long. Its product is annotated as LOB domain-containing protein 1-like. Bases 59 to 643 code for a protein of 194 amino acids. The transcript is spliced from 2 exons. The record is from RefSeq and is a predicted model, not a curated record. NCBI's taxonomy places the organism in Eukaryota, Viridiplantae, Streptophyta, Magnoliopsida, Solanales, Solanaceae.
UACUCUCUCACAUUUUCUAGUACGUAAAAACAUUUCUUCAAAGAGUAAUUAAGAAAAAAUGGAGUCUAGUGGUGACACUACCAAUGCCACCACUAUUACUUCUUCACCACCAUCUUCUCGAUCCGUCUCGCCGUCCUCUUCCUCUCCACCAUCGCCACAAGUGGCGGUAGUCAUCAGCCCUUGUGCGGCCUGCAAGAUCUUGAGGAGGAGGUGCGCCGAGAAAUGUGUGUUGGCUCCUUAUUUUCCUCCCAAUGAUCCUAUCAAGUUCACUACCGCUCAUCGCGUCUUUGGCGCAAGCAAUAUUAUCAAGUUCUUGCAGGAACUACCGGAAUUUCAAAGAGCAGAUGCUGUGAGUAGUAUGGUGUAUGAAGCCAAUGCUAGGUUGAGGGAUCCUGUGUAUGGUUGUGCAGGAGCAAUAUGUCAACUACAAAAGCAAGUGAAUGAGCUUCAAGUACAAUUAGCUAAAGCACAAGCUGAGGUUGUCAACAUGCAAUGUGAACAAGCUAACUUUAUGACACUUUUUUGUAUGGAAAAUAUGACACAAUCACCACCACAACAAUCAUUGGAUAAUUUCACACAAAUCAACAUGAGCAUCUUAGAUGAUAACAAUGUUGGAUCUAUAUGGGAGACUCUUUGGACAUGAUUAAAUGGAACAUGCAUCUUCAUCUAAUUAACUCAUAGAGGAUAAUAUUUUUCACUAAGUUUUUAAUUAUGUUAUAUGGGGAGAAAAUAAAAUUGAUGCAACUUAUAAUUUUAGUGUAAGGAAAUUAUUAAACUAAAAUGUAAUAUAGUAUAUGAACCAAAUCUUGAAUAGAUUUGAGUCUUUAAGAUUAUAAGUUUCAUGAUUUUUCUAAUGGUUUUGAUAAAGCAAAUGAAGUUGACGGGUAUA